CGAACAGGAUGUAGUUUAGCAAAGGGAAGUGUAGCUCGCAAAGUUGUAACGUUCAUCUGCUUCCUUAACAAUGGCGACUGUCACGAACGAGCUAUUGGUGUCGGGAAGAUUCAGAGGAGUACUGCUUGUUGUCAUUCUUCAGUUUGUAUUAAUACCACAGCUGACUGCUAUAUCAGAGCCGGGGAAAUGGGUCCAGGAUGUGGAUAUUGUAAAUGAUAGGCCAAAGUUCUUCUAUUUUCCGAAGACGAUGUUCAAUAAUACUUUCAUUGAAAUGAAUUUGUACAUUGAAGAGUGUGCUGAUUCUGUAGAACUCAUUAUAGCAUGGCAUUUGCGGAGUUCUCCUUGCUACAACGAAGUGUUUGGGUUUGAUCCUGAUUCAGCAGAAGCCUAUUUUGAGAGCACCACUGUGUCCCGGGAAGGAGUCUAUGGAUUCUACAUAGACCACAAGUAUGAACCUGUAAAGUGUGAAUCUAAUAUUCCAGGAAUUAAGUUUGGAGUAAAAGACUUUGAUCAUCCUAAACAGCUGGAGUCAUGGACUCAGGUGAGUUGAACUGAUGCUUUUUAACCAGGUUAAAAAAUAGUGGUAUAGCUUGUGCAUAUGGUCAUCCACUUGUCCAAAGCUGAUUGA
Carassius carassius (crucian carp) is the source of this 628-nucleotide messenger RNA. Its product is annotated as transmembrane protein 87A-like. The transcript has 5 exons. The record is from RefSeq and is a predicted model, not a curated record. The coding region runs from base 71 to 550 and encodes 159 amino acids. NCBI's taxonomy places the organism in Eukaryota, Metazoa, Chordata, Actinopteri, Cypriniformes, Cyprinidae.